AUGCAGCAGGAAUCUGACCGUCACAACAGAUAUGGCCAUCAACCUCAGAAAGAAGCUCAGGUAGUUUCGCAAACUGCAAGGCAAGCUUCGAUGGAACGCCGAAUGCAGAAAAUUGCUGAAUUUACUACAGUGAUAGCACUCUACAAGGAAAUGGAGAACAUUAGUAAAGAAAAAGCGCUCAUGGGACUCCCGCUACUACUAAAAGACGUCGCAGCCACCUGGUGGCAAGGUAUAAAAAGCGAGGUAAGCACGUUUACAGAAGCAAUAGUGCUAAUAAAAUCCUCAUUUGCACCUCAGAAACCAGCCUACGCAAUCUAUUUAGAGAUUUUAAACUUACGACAGGACCGUAGCACGCCGACAUUCGUAUGUAAGAAGAGGGCUCUAUUUGCCGAGAUUCCUCCGCCUGGAAUCCCAAUAAGCAGCCAAUUGGACAUGAUAUACGGGCUGCUACGAUUAAAUAUUCGUGAGCGUGUUCCGCGAACAACGGUUUCAUCGUUCGAAGAACUUCUGGCGAGAGCACGAGAGAUCGAAGCCAACUUAAACGAGAACAAGAAAUGUGUCCCCAAAGAAGAAACGCAGAAAGUUUGCACGUUCUGCAAACGAACCGGACACAUUGAAGAAAAGUCCGGACCGGACUAA
Messenger RNA from Ctenocephalides felis (cat flea), 639 nucleotides. RefSeq names its product activity-regulated cytoskeleton associated protein 2-like. The transcript has a single exon. The coding region runs from base 1 to 639 and encodes 212 amino acids. NCBI's taxonomy places the organism in Eukaryota, Metazoa, Arthropoda, Insecta, Siphonaptera, Pulicidae. The record is from RefSeq and is a predicted model, not a curated record.